AUGACCGUUUACAUUCUAACCGUACACUGGUCUGAGGCGGUUGUAACAAAUAUACUGAAACAAAUGGGUGUGGUGUUUUCAGUGACGUCAGAGGUGGUUAAGCCGGUAAAUAUGUAUGGAGGAGACACAUCAAAGGGAAUAUUUAACAUGAAGCCGAGGUGGAGUCCAACAACUGAGCAGCUUCAGAUCAUGGAGAAAAUAUUUAAGCAGGUGACACCGAAUCCAGACAGGAAAAUGAUAAACGAGAUUACUGCGGAACUCGCCAAUCAUGGAAAUAUUUCGGAGAAAAAUGUCUGUAAUUGGUUCCAGAAUAAGCGUGCUCGGUCCAAGAAAAAACAGCCCAAUGCGGUUAUUGCAAAUAAUGUUAACACUAAUGGCCGGUUGACAUCAGGAGAUAGCCGCUAUCAAAUGAAAUAA
Molecule: messenger RNA, 417 nt
Organism: Gastrolobium bilobum
Lineage: Eukaryota; Viridiplantae; Streptophyta; Magnoliopsida; Fabales; Fabaceae
Product: WUSCHEL-related homeobox 14-like
Exons: 1
Coding region: 1-417 (138 amino acids)
Molecular function (GO): DNA binding; DNA-binding transcription factor activity
Source: RefSeq, a predicted model, not a curated record